Messenger RNA from Gossypium raimondii (Peruvian cotton), 2463 nucleotides. Its product is annotated as cation/H(+) antiporter 28. Gene Ontology annotation, cellular component: endomembrane system; membrane. The transcript has 4 exons. Bases 1 to 2394 code for a protein of 797 amino acids. Gene Ontology annotation, biological process: proton transmembrane transport; regulation of pH. NCBI's taxonomy places the organism in Eukaryota, Viridiplantae, Streptophyta, Magnoliopsida, Malvales, Malvaceae. The record is from RefSeq and is a predicted model, not a curated record. Gene Ontology annotation, molecular function: antiporter activity.
AUGUCGUCGAAAUCCUCACGAAGACCACCGCAGCCACACGGACCAUCCCCCUCGCACAAGCAAUGUUUAAAAUUCGUAGCCACCAGCAUGAUGAGCGGAUUCGGGAAGUUUGUUGCUAUCAUUUCCGCUUUUCUUCUUAGCAGGAUUUUGCACCAUUUCUUAAAGCCAUUUUCUCAACCUCAGAUAACUUCCGAUUUCUUAAUAGGUAUGGUUCUUGCAACGAUACCUGUGGUACAUGAGACGUUCGGAGAUGUAUCGGUUAUGAAUUUGGACAACAUUGUGGACUUUGGGAUGAUAUUAUACACCUUUGUUUUGGGUCUAGAAAUGGACCCUUACGUGAUCUUCAAGGCACCAUCACGCCCUGCAAUAGUGGCCUAUGCUGGCAUGCUAUUAACAUGCAUAUUAACAUGCCUUAUAACCCCGUGGCUACAUUAUGGGACCAAAGAUACUAACAUGAUCACAUUAACCAUCUCCCUCUCCAUUACCCUCUCCGGUAGCGGUUCCCACGUAUUGACCCGACUCAUAACCAACCUCAAGAUUGGCAAAUCCGACAUCGGGAAGCUCGCCGUUGUAGCCGGGGUUCACUCCGAUAUGAUAACCAUGUUCUUCUACUCCAUGCUUUUUGUGUUCUUACCGUUGGAAAAGAUCACGAAAGAAGAGAUUAAACAUGUUGUUAAGAUGAUUUUGGGCAUCUUGAUCCAGAGCAUCAUCGCGGCAAAAGUGUCGCCGUUUUUCUUCAAUUGGAUUAACAACGAAAACCCCGAAGGGAAAGCGCUUAAGGGCUCGCACCUAGUGCUCUCUAUGGCAUUCAUGGCAGUCAUAUGCAGUUGUGCAACUUGGUUCGGUUACAACCCUUUCUUUAGUGCAUUUCUGGCCGGACUUUUUUUGCCGACCGAAGGGCGGAUAUCGAAAUGGGCGAUCAGCAAGAUCAAUUACUUGUUGAGCUUGCUUUUUUACCCUCUUCUCUUCUUUUGGGUGGGUCUUAAGAUUGAUUUCUCUGACUUCCAAGGUGGCCAGAUAGGGACAUGGGGAAGGUUUUUUGUUCUUAUAUUUAUUGUUGUUGUCGGAAAAGUCUUCGGAACUAUCUGCGGUGGAGUACUGUUGGGUUUUCGUUGGCCGGAGUUGGCAGCCAUUGGAAUGCUUUUGACGGCUAAGGGUCAUUUUCACGUCUACUUAGCUGUUCAUGCAUUCAGGAGGGAGAGGAUCGAGAUGCCAACCUGUAUAUCAAUAGUGAUUAUGAUCUUCCUUUCUAUCGUCCACACACCUUUCAUCGUAAAGCAUAUAAUCCGACGUGCAAGGGCACUCGUCCCCGUUCAUCGGAUGAACCUCCAAUGUCUCGACCCGAAAACCGAACUCAAGAUCCUGCUCUGCGUCCACGGAUCUCACAACUUACCUUCUGCCAUUAACUUAUUGGCCAUCUCCAGGGGCAGACCCAACCCGGGCCUCAACGUUUACGUCACCGACAUGGUGGAGCUGUCAGAUAAACUGGCGUCGACGCUGGAAAAAGAAGAAGGGACUAAUAACAUGGUCCUGACCGACAAAUCAGUGAUCGAGAUGAGGGAACAAAUCACCCAAGCUUUUCAAGCUUACGUCGAUGAGGAUGGGACUGGUAUUAUGCUGGGACGGUCGCAUGCGCUUGCGACGUUCAAUGGCAUGUCGAGGGAACUCAUUGUUUUGGCCGAAGACUUUAUGGUUUCGCUUAUUUUGUUGCCGUUUCACAAGAGAUUGAAUCCUGACGGUACUCAUGAUUCAGGCAGCCCUGGUUUUAGAUAUGUCAAUCGUAAGUUGCUUAGACAUGCCCCAUGUUCAAUCGGGAUCUUGGUGGAGAGAGGAUCCGGGUUUGCAGAUGGAAUCUCGAAAUCAUCCGAAUGCAAAGUGGCAAUCAUUUUCAUCGGUGGCAAAGACGACCGAGAAGCCCUGUCGUAUGCGGGUCGGGUUGCAUGGCAUCCAGGAGUAAAGCUAACAGUCAUACGAUUCCUCGUCGACAAGAACUCGGAGAACGCGCCGAGGAGGGUAAGCAACCGAGCAAGCACAGCGGAGGAAGAAGAAGAAAUGAAGCACGACGACGAGAGCUUCGCCGAUUUCUACGAGAAAUACGUAGCCGGCGGUAAAGUGGCUUACAUGGAGAAACACUUGGCCAAUUCAUCGGAAACGUACACUAAUCUCAAGUCAUUGAAAGGACAAUAUACACUGAUCAUAGUGGGACGAGGUGGGCGAGUGAACACGAUAUUGACACUGGGACUCAAUGACUGGCAGCAGUGCCCGGAGUUGGGUUCGGUCGGGGACGUGUUAUCCGGGUCGGGUUUUGAAUGCGAAUCAUCCGUUUUGAUUAUCCAACAGCAUAGAUUGAAAGGACAACUAGAUGGGUUAAGUGAUGAUUUCUCCAUUAUGUAAAAAAUAUCGAUAAAACAAGUAAACAAGAGAGAGAGAGAGAGAGAGAGAGAGAGAGAGAGAGAGAGAGGG